AUGACCGACGGCGUCGUCAUCACGCGUCAGCGCCUCGGCAGCGACGACGCGGAGGCGGCCGUCGUCGCGCCGGCGGAGACGGCGACGACGCGCGACGACGACGACGACGACGACGACGACGACGACGACGACGACGACGACGACGACGGAGAAGGCACCCGAGCGCCGUCGCUCGUGAUCGCCAUCCCGUAUCGCGAGGACGGCUCGGGCGAGCGCGGUGAGCAGCUUUCGCGCCUCCUCGCGCGCCUCGCGACGAUGUUCGCGAGCCGCCGCCGCCGCCGCGUCGCCGUCGUCGUCGUCGUCGCGACGCAGUCCCGCGACGGCCGACGGUUCAACCGCGGGCAGGUGCGAUUGAUUUCCCAACACUGGUCCCCAUACGACCGCGUCGGCGUGGUGAACGCCGUUCCUUAA
Molecule: messenger RNA, 411 nt
Organism: Micromonas pusilla CCMP1545
Lineage: Eukaryota; Viridiplantae; Chlorophyta; Mamiellophyceae; Mamiellales; Mamiellaceae
Exons: 1
Coding region: 1-411 (136 amino acids)
Source: RefSeq, a predicted model, not a curated record